AUUCCACUCUUGUUCUAUCUUUUCCCAUUUAUCCAACGACAAAAUACGCCAACCUUUUCGCAGUCUCUCUUUUCUCUUUACUUUUUCCACUUUCACUCCAAACAAAAUACUAUCCACACCCCCCCACCCCCUCGCUCUCCCAAAACAAAAUCUUCACUUCUCUUCUCUCCUCCUCAUCACUACUCAGAAUCUAAAGCAUCAAUCUUUCCCCUUUUCAUCACAACACAAUCAUGUCUUCAGCGGAGGAAAACAUACCCUUAGAAUUAGAAACUGCCCAAAAAAUAAUCCUCCGAUGGGACUCCACAGCAUCAGAAGAAGCACGCGAAAAAAUGAUCUUCGAAACCAAUAACCGUCAAGAAGUCGAUCUUUACCUCUCAGCCGUCGAUGAAAUCCAACGCUCCAUAUCUUCCACCUCCCUCGACCACCCUUCCAAACCCACCAUUCAGAUCGCCAUGGCUCGUUUAGAAGACGAAUUUCGUAACAUCCUCAUCUCUCACACCAACCCCAUCAUCCACGACGACGACCCUCCUUCUUCUUCUUCUUCCUCUUUCUCUUCAAUUUCCUCAACACGAAAACACGAUGAAGACGAACCAGAACCAGAACCAGAACCAGAAGAACAAGAACAACAAGAUAAUCUUAACGAAAACAGCGUUAAGUUUCUUCGUUACGACAGUACUUGUUCUGUUGCUACUACAGCAACUAUGAAUUCUUCAAGCUACCGUUCAACUAGUAGCAUCCGUGAGAUCGAUCUCAUACCUUCCGAAGCGGUUUCCGAUCUCCGCUGUAUCGCCGAUAGAAUGAUUUCCUCCGGUUACCUUCGUGAAUGCAUCCAAGUUUAUGGAAGUGUGAGAAAAUCAGCUGUAGAUUCGAGUUUCAAGAAACUCGGCGUCGAGAAACUUAGCAUCGGCGAUGUUCAGAGAUUGGAUUGGGAACAGCUUGAAACGAAGAUCAGACGAUGGAUUCGAGCUGCUAAGGUUUGUGUUAGAACGCUUUUUGCUAGUGAGAAGAAAUUAUGUGAACAAAUCUUUGAUGGAAUUGGUACUUCUAUUGAUGAUGCUUGUUUUAUGGAAACUGUUAAAGGUCCUGCUAUUCAGCUUUUCAAUUUUGCUGAAGCUAUUAGUAUUAGUCGUAGGUCGCCCGAGAAAUUGUUUAAGAUUCUUGACCUUCAUGAUGCUUUAAUGGAUUUGAUACCUGAUAUUGAUGUUGUUUUUGAUUCUAAGUCUUCUGAGUCCAUUCGGGUACAAGCAGCCGAGAUUUUGUCGCGUUUGGCUGAGGCUGCUAGAGGGAUUUUAUCUGAGUUUGAAAAUGCUGUUCUUAAAGAACCUUCUAAGGUUCCUGUUCCUGGUGGAACUAUUCAUCCUUUGACUAGGUAUGUUAUGAAUUAUAUAAGCUUGAUUUCGGAUUAUAAAAUGACGUUGAAUGAGCUUAUAGUUUCUAAGCCUUCGACCGGGUCUAGAUGUUCGGGCGAUCCUUCCACUCCUGAUAUGGAUUUCGAUGAGCUGGAAGGGAAACAACCUUUGGCUAUUCAUUUGAUUUGGAUUAUUGUUAUAUUGCAAUUCAAUUUAGAUGGUAAGUCUAAGCAUUAUAAAGAUGCUUCUUUGUGUCAUUUGUUUAUAAUGAACAAUGUGCACUAUAUUGUUCAGAAGGUUAGAGGGUCACCUGAAUUGAGGGAAUUGAUUGAGGAUGAUUAUUUGAAGAAGUUGACUGGGAAGUUUCGACAGGCUGCUACGAGCUAUCAGAGGGCUACUUGGGUUAGGGUUUUGUAUUGUUUGAGGGAUGAAGGGUUGCAUGUGAGCGGCGGAUUUUCUUCUGGGGUGUCGAAGAGUGCUUUGAGGGAAAGGUUUAAAGCUUUCAAUGCUAUGUUUGAAGAGGUACAUAGGACUCAAGCUGUUUGGUUGAUACCGGAUUCGCAGCUUAGGGAGGAGCUUCGGAUAUCUAUUUCCGAGAAGCUGAUUCCAGCGUAUAGAUCGUUCCUUGGGCGGUUCAGGAGCCAUAUAGAGAGCGGAAGACAUCCGGAGAAUUACAUUAAGUAUUCGGUUGAAGACCUUGAGGAUGCUGUUUUGGAUUUUUUCGAAGGGAUUCCUGUUUCGCAGCACAUGAGAAGGAGAUCUGAGUGAUCAUUGGAGUGAAAUGAAGUGAAAGUUUUUUUGCAACUUAUUAGAAGCUAGGACAAAAAAUUCUUUUAAUUUUUUUCACUGGAGUGUUCAGGUGAUGAUUGAGUGUUGCUGGCUAAUUUAAAGAUUUCUGUCAAGCUCUCUAUCUCGAGUGCUCCGUAACUUAUGAAGAUUGGUAUGGCUUAUGAAAAAGCCAAAGUAGCUCACUCACCCUGAAUGCUGCUGCAUGUAAGCAUGUUAUUUGAUUUUCAUACCACAUUCUAGAUUUUGUUUUUCUUCAUUUGUUUAUAUUGGAAUUUGUUGUUGUACGUGUGCUUUUGUUUAUUACUCUCUAAGGUCAAAAACCUGUUUCUUUUGUAGCUUCAAUCAGAAGAACUUCUAUUAUACAAUGUUAUAGUUUUGGCACUUACAUAUAGAUGCAUGUCGAAAUAGAAAAUCUUAGAUAUCA
This is a messenger RNA of Cicer arietinum (chickpea), 2562 nucleotides long. Its product is annotated as exocyst complex component EXO70A1-like. Gene Ontology annotation, cellular component: exocyst. The record is from RefSeq and is a predicted model, not a curated record. Lineage: Eukaryota; Viridiplantae; Streptophyta; Magnoliopsida; Fabales; Fabaceae. Gene Ontology annotation, molecular function: phosphatidylinositol-4,5-bisphosphate binding. Gene Ontology annotation, biological process: exocytosis.